Molecule: messenger RNA, 1782 nt
Organism: Plasmodium gonderi
Lineage: Eukaryota; Apicomplexa; Aconoidasida; Haemosporida; Plasmodiidae
Product: variable surface protein
Exons: 2
Coding region: 1-1782 (593 amino acids)
Source: RefSeq, a predicted model, not a curated record
AUGGUUGAAAUAACAUUUAUAACCAAUACUGAUAACAGUGCUUCUACGACUGAAAAGUGCAAAAAUAAAUAUGAAACAUUUUUAGAGGAUAUUUUAAAAAAAAUUAAUGAACUUAAUGGUAACACUCAUUCAGAUUUACACAACGAAUGGGUUACGUUAAAUCAAUAUAUAAAUGAAAGAAAUAAUGAAUUAAAGAAAUGUGUUGAUGAUAACUAUAUACCAAUUGAUUUAUAUGAACAAGCGGCAAUAAAGAAAUUUAGGAACGAAUAUUUUAAGAAACAUUCUUGCACUAUAAAUACAGAACAUAAUGCUGCAAGAAAUACUGAACCGUCACCCCAAACAGGUGAACCUGGUAAAGAAUGUGAAACAAAAAUAGAACUAUCAGAAGGAAAAGUUAAAUUGCAUACAGCAUCGGACUCAAAACAUUCUAAACACAGAAUAACUGAAGAACAAGAUCGCGUAGUGAAAAAUACAGGACAAUUUAAUACACAACAAUCAGGCCAACAAUAUGUAGAUUUACAGGAUCCACAGAAGGUAAACCACCCCUCCAGAUUUACUGGAACUGAGUUGAAAGAAUCUGUGCCAGCAGCUGGACAUAAGUCUAUUGAUCAUGAAGAAGCAGGUGCUUCAUCAGAGUCUUUAUCUAUAUCAGUAGAUUCACCAAAUGAAGAAUUAGGUUUACAUCAAAGUGUUACUUCUGCACAAACAAAGCAUACUGAGAAAAUUAAUUCAGGAAAAACAUCAGAUGAAAGUAAUAUUCAUGAAGUUUCACCUCAAAGUAAUUUAUCUUAUUCUCAAUAUUCUACUCAACAACCUCAUGGAAUCCAAUAUACUGAUGAUGAAUCCAUUGAUAACGAAAGUGAUGAUUGUUUAUAUCUCCUUGAGGAAACUUUUUUUUCUGCAGAUCCUACAAAUGAAAUUUCUUCACAAAAGGGUUUCCAACAAGUAGGUGCUCAUAGCAUAGGAGCUCAUUCCAGAGACACUGAUGGUUUACCUUACACUAGUUCAAAUACAGGUACUACACGUGAUAAUACUGCACAUUCACGAGAAACCAGUUAUAAUGAUAAUCAGACCAUUACUGUAACUUCUGAUAAUAUAGAUUCUCACGAUGGAUCUAUUGGUUCGCACCGUUCUCAUACAGAUCCUGAUGAUUUAGCUAAUGGUGUAGAUGGUGCUCAUAUUCAACGCACUAAUGAAGUAGUUACUCAUGGUAAUGACAGUACUGAUUACGUCACUCAUGUAGGUACUACUUCUCAUAAUGUGUUUUCUAAUAGUGAACACGCCGAUGGCGAAAUUUUUCCUGAAUCAGUUACACGUAGUGAAAUGUCAACUUAUGAACCUCAUAAUGAAGGUACUUCUGAACAAGAAAAAAGAAAUAAUUUGGUCGUACCUCCUAAUACAGAUCCUGUAGUAAAUAAUGGAUUUACUCCUAUAAUUAAUAGUUAUAAUUCUUCUGGAAUAUAUACAUCAGGUAAAAAAAUUGUUUUAAAAGGGAUUAAUAAUUCAGAGGACACAGAUACUAGAGAAAAUGGAGUUACACUGGAUGAAUCUAAUGGAGAUAAAAAAGGAAUAUCAUAUCAAAAAUAUAUCAAAAUGAUUUUAGUGCCAUUAACAAUUAUUUUGUUAUUUGUACUACUAGUAAAAUACACCCCAUUGGGAAUGCUUUUUACUAAGAAACAAAGAAAGAAAAAAAAAAAGAUGGAAGAAAAGUUAAAGAGGGUACUAUUAGAACCUUCAUUUACAAAAGAAGAACGUAUCCAGAUGGCAUAUAGCUCCUGUUAA